AUUUUCCUUCUCUGGCAAACUGGCCAAGGCCGGGUGGUUUUCUCCUUUGCCUCUCUCUGGAAGGCUGAGCAGAGGAGUCCGGCUACUCCAGCUAUGGAACUCAUACCUGUUCUUGCGGCCUCUGGUUGGUGCGGGACCGAGAAGCCAACAGGCCUGGCCAUCUGACUGGGUAGGCCUCUGUGUGUGCACGCGGCGUGUGAGCUGGCUCUGAGCAGGGUUGACAGAGCAGCGCUGGAGGCAUCCGGGGACCCCAGCUUCCACGCCAUCGCUGCCUCGCUCCCAAAGGGUGAUGUUGGACUCUGUGACACACAGCACCUUCCUGCCCAACCCGUCCUUCUGCGACCCCCUGAUGUCGUGGACAGAUCUGUUCAGCAAUGAAGAGUAUUACCCUGCCUUUGAGCCUCAGACAGCCUGUGACUCCUACUGGACCUCGGUCCACCCCGAGUACUGGACAAAGCGCCACGUCUGGGAGUGGCUGCAGUUCUGCUGCGAUCAGUACAAGCUGGACGCCAACUGCAUCUCCUUCUGCCACUUCAACGUCAGCGGCCUACAGCUGUGCAGCAUGACCCAGGAGGAGUUCAUCGAGGCAGCGGGCCUCUCUGGGGAGUACCUGUACUUCAUCCUGCAGAACAUCCGCACGCAAGGUUACUCCUUUUUCAAUGACACUGAAGAGACCAAGGCCUCCAUCAGAGACUAUGCUGAUUCCAACUGCUUGAAAGCAAGUGGCAUCAAAAGUCAAGAUUGUCAGAGUCACAGUCGGACGAGCCUCCAGAGCUCUCAUCUAUGGGAAUUUGUUCGAGACUUGCUCCUAUCUCCCGAAGAAAACUGUGGCAUUCUGGAAUGGGAAGACAGGGAACAAGGUAUUUUUCGGGUGGUUAAAUCAGAAGCCCUGGCAAAGAUGUGGGGACAAAGGAAGAAAAAUGACAGGAUGACCUACGAGAAGCUGAGCAGAGCUCUGAGAUAUUACUAUAAAACAGGAAUUCUGGAGCGGGUUGACCGACGGUUAGUGUAUAAAUUUGGGAAAAAUGCACACGGCUGGCAAGAAGACAAGCUAUGAUCAGUUCCAAGUACCACUUGCCUUUUCUGGAUUACUGUCUCUGAAAACAAUCAAACUGCCACAGACAUUUGAAGCUUUUUUUUUUUUUUUUUUUUUUUUUUUUUGACCUUCAAAUAUGCUGAUAAAAUUUCUCUACAUCUCAGCUUACCUUUGGACUUAAUUGUUGUCUACUUGGGGUGACAGCUACAGCCCUUCCAAAAGCUCCCUCUCCCCCAGGAGACGAAGGGAUGGUCUUUUGUGAUACACUAAUCUAAUAUUAUUUCCCUAAUCCAAAAUGGCAGAGCCACAAUGACAUUGGUGUUGCUCACAGAAAAGUCCUAAUGCUGUCCCUAGAGACACUCCCAAUGCUCCUAUCCAGGCUUCCAACACUGUCUGGUGGUUAACUACGGCAACUCGGAGAGGAAAAAAGAGAUCAACUCAUGAUUGGUGUGUAGCUUAUAGUAGGACAGAGUGAGAUAUAAGACAUGUAUGCUUCAGAUUUUAAAUCAUGAAAGUAACAUUCCAUAGAAAACUUUCUUAAUAUGAAAAUGUUCAAUCCAGACAUAAUUGGAUUCUGCAUAGGUUAAUAGUAGGUUUCUUAAUCACUUCUUUUUGACCCCUCAGCAAAAUUCCCAUGGCCACCCUUGUGGGGUUACACACUUAAAAUUAACCACAUUAUUAACUGACACUAAGAUUAUUUGCCCUCUUCACUGAUGGGUGUUUUUAACGUACAAAUGUAAAAUUUCUCUGCAUCUCAGCUUACAUUUGGACUCAGCUGUUGUCGAUAGCAUAAGACACGCACAGUCAGUCAACAGGCCUACGCAAUAAUUCUCAAACCACUGCUGUUUCUGUGAUUCCAACCAUCCGCAGGAUGAACUCACAAUUCACUGCUUCUGUCUGAGGCCGACAUUAAACCUUUAUAGAACUGGAAAGGUCCGACAACCUGUGAAUUUCUUUUGUCUUCUUCCCCCAUGAGUACUCAAGCUCUAAAACACAUUUCCUUGACAUAAUAGAACAAAAGUGAAUUUACUCCAUUGAGUGGUCAUAGGUUAAACUGACAUUUCCUCACCAUUCACUGGUAUGUAAGGCGUGACCUAUACCUAGGUGGCCUGGCCCUGGGCCUCGGACUUUACCAGAGCUGACCACCAAGUGCUGAGACACUGAACCACAAUACAAGCUGCAGACAUUGUUUAAAAAAAAAUGUGAAUUACUGUAAAACAAUCCAUUUUUGGACUCAUGUUUUCCAGGUGGAUUGAGUUUGUAAACAAUGUGAAUAAAAUAUUU
This is a messenger RNA of Octodon degus (degu), 2320 nucleotides long. It is a transcript of the gene Elf5, whose product is annotated as E74 like ETS transcription factor 5. Gene Ontology annotation, biological process: regulation of transcription by RNA polymerase II; cell differentiation. The record is from RefSeq and is a predicted model, not a curated record. The transcript has 7 exons. The coding region runs from base 290 to 1057 and encodes 255 amino acids. Gene Ontology annotation, molecular function: sequence-specific DNA binding; DNA-binding transcription factor activity, RNA polymerase II-specific. Gene Ontology annotation, cellular component: nucleus. NCBI's taxonomy places the organism in Eukaryota, Metazoa, Chordata, Mammalia, Rodentia, Octodontidae.